AAUCCUUGUCUCCGAGCAACAGAGACAAAUUAUAGAGAGAGAAACAAAGAGGGGUUUUGUUUGGUGGGAUUUUCCAAUUUUCCAACUUGCUGCUUAGUUUUUUGGAUUUUGGUUGUUGGGUACUUGGUGGGGUGAGAGAAAGUUUGGGACUUUGUUUAUUCUGUGGGAAAGUUUAAUUUUUUUUAGUUGGGUUUGAGGGAUUUAGGGUUUGGAUUGGUGGGUUGUGAGUGGAAUCAGCAACCAUGAACAUGAUGAGACGGCUCAAGAGCAUUGCUUCUGGGAGGACUUCUAUUUCCUCAGAUCCUGGAGGAGAUUCAAACAGCAAAAGAGCUAAGCUUGACCAAGAAACUGAAAAGAAGGUCAAUGAGGAAACAAAAACUUUAGGUGGCAAAGAUCAGGAGCAGCAUGUGGAUGCAUCAAAAGAAUCAACUGUUGGUACAUCAGAUGUGUCUACAGUAGCUAAAACUGAGAAGUCUGGUUUUGAUGAACUUCCAAAAGAGUUACAUGAAAUGAAAAUCAAAGAUGAGAAAAGCAAAAACAACAAUGAAAAGGAUAUAGAAGCAAGUAUAGUGAGUGGUAAUGGAACAGAAACAGGUCAAAUAAUUACAACUGCUAUUGGUGGUCGAGACGGACAGCCGAAGCAGACAAUCUCCUACAUGGCUGAACGUGUGGUUGGGACUGGAUCCUUUGGUGUUGUUUUUCAGGCUAAGUGCCUUGAAACUGGUGAAGCAGUUGCCAUAAAGAAGGUGCUGCAAGACAAGAGAUACAAGAAUAGGGAACUCCAGGUUAUGCGCACAGUUGACCAUCCUAACAUUGUUAAACUAAAGCACUGUUUCUUUUCAACUACCGAUAAAGAUGAGUUGUACCUUAACCUAGUUUUGGAGUUUGUUCCCGAAACUGUCUACAAAGUUUCAAAGCAAUAUAUUAGGGUGCACCAACAUAUGCCUAUCAUUUACGUGCAACUGUAUAUAUACCAGAUAUGUCGUGCAUUGAAUUAUUUACAUCAAGUGAUUGGCGUCUGUCAUCGUGACAUCAAACCUCAGAACCUAUUGGUUAAUCCCCAGACACAUCAGUUAAAGAUAUGUGAUUUUGGGAGUGCAAAGAUGUUGGUGCCUGGUGAACCAAACAUAUCAUACAUAUGCUCUCGAUACUACCGAGCACCCGAGCUUAUAUUUGGAGCAACUGAAUACACAACUGCUAUCGAUAUGUGGUCUGUUGGUUGUGUUUUGGCUGAGCUCCUUCUUGGACAUCCAUUGUUUCCUGGAGAGAGUGGAGUUGAUCAGUUAGUGGAGAUCAUUAAGGUCUUGGGAACACCAACCAGAGAAGAAAUCAGGUGCAUGAAUCCACACUACAACGAAUUUAAGUUCCCUCAGAUUAAAGCGCACCCGUGGCACAAGGUUUUUUACAAGAGGAUGCCACCUGAGGCCGUGGAUCUUGUGUCAAGGCUUCUUCAAUAUUCACCAAAUCUACGUUGCACGGCGUUGGCUGCAUGUGCACACCCAUUCUUCAACGAUCUACGAGACCCGAAUGCAUCUUUGCCAAACGGGCAACCACUACCUCCUCUGUUCAAUUUCACACCUGAAGAACUGGCACAUGCACCUGAUGAGUUGCGUCUACGUCUAAUUCCUGAGCAUGCAAGGAGUUGAGUUGAUUUUCGCUUUGAAACAUCUCCAGAGAACACUGUAAAUGGGUUUUGAAUGAAUAGAUACCCUCACCUGCAUAAUUGUGGCUACAACUCAGACAAACAUUAACACCUUGCAACCACCAUUUAUAGACAUGCAGGUAAAACUUAACUUACAUGGAUAAAGUGGCUCGUCCUGGUGUUAGGGUUGUGAACCAUUUUAGUAGUUCAUGGUUUGAUGUAUGCCUAAGUUCUGUAAGAUAGUGAGUUGUGACAAUCGCUACAGUCAUGUUUCCAUAUAGUUGAAGACAUGAAGUUCGUUUAUUCCUUAAGAUAAGAUGGACUAGAGUAGGAUUCUAUUUAUAUCUUUAUUUCAGGGGGGAAAAUCUACAUUCUUUGAUGAUUCUCCCAGGUCCUGUCAUUAACAUAUAAUCUUACAAGGUUAACCAUUCUUUCCA
Messenger RNA from Lotus japonicus, 2079 nucleotides. Its product is annotated as shaggy-related protein kinase theta-like. Bases 243 to 1646 code for a protein of 467 amino acids. The record is from RefSeq and is a predicted model, not a curated record. Gene Ontology annotation, biological process: signal transduction; protein phosphorylation. The transcript is spliced from 13 exons. Gene Ontology annotation, molecular function: protein serine/threonine kinase activity; ATP binding. Gene Ontology annotation, cellular component: cytoplasm. NCBI's taxonomy places the organism in Eukaryota, Viridiplantae, Streptophyta, Magnoliopsida, Fabales, Fabaceae.